UCUGCAGUGUGAGCCGGACUUUGGCCUUGGGGACUUACCGGAGGCGGCAGCUUGGACGCGCCAGGCCAGGUUAGGGAGAGGGGCGGACGUGCGAGUUGUGGAGAGGAGGCGUUAAUAACAGCGCCGGUGGGGUCAGGGUGCCUAAUGCUGUAUAGUUCAUCCUUGGGUCGACUUUCAAGAGCUGCUGUUCAAGUUGGUCUUUCCAGGUGUUGUAGGAGAACCAGCGGAGUUAAACGUUUUUUCCUUAAGGUUAUUCCUCCAAGUACAUGCAGAACUAUGGCUAAAAGUAAAUUUGAAUAUGUUCGUAACUUUGAAGCAGAUGAUACGUGUCUACAAAACUGCUGGGUUGUAGUUCGACUAGAUGGCCGAAAUUUUCACAAAUUUGCAGAUCGGCAUGGUUUUAAAAAGCCCAAUGACGAGCGAGCCCUUCAUUUGAUGACCAAGUGCGCAUUGACUGUCAUGGAAGAACUGAAUGACAUUGUAAUUGCAUACGGCCAAAGUGAUGAAUAUAGCUUUGUCUUCAAAAAGAGAAGUAACUGGUUCAAGAGAAGAGCAAGCAAAUUCAUAAGCCACGUAGUCUCCCAGUUUUCUUCCAGCUUUGUUUUCUACUGGAAAGAUUUCUUUAAAGAUCAACCUCUCUUAUUUCCACCUGGGUUUGAUGGGAGAGUUGUUCUGUAUCCCAGCGACCAGAAUCUCCGAGACUACCUGAGUUGGAGACAGGCUGACUGUCACAUCAAUAAUCUUUAUAACACAACGUUCUGGGCCCUUGUGCACCAAGGUGGUUUGUCUAAUAGUAAAGCUGAAGAGAGGCUGAAGGGCACUGUUGCAGGAGACAAAAAUGAGAUUUUGUUUUCAGAGUUCAAUAUUAAUUAUAAUACGGAGCCUGAAAUGUUUAGGAAAGGAACUGUACUGAUAUGGCAAAAGGUUGAAGUAGCUAUUGAUAAACUCAUCAUAACUCCUGAUACACCUGACGGGAGAAAUGCCGUGGUUAAAAGGAAUCGCAAUAAAGUUCUCCCGUUACAUGUAGAUAUCAUUGGAGAUGGAUUUUGGAGGGAACAUUUAGAGAUCCUUGCUGAUGACAGCUAGACUGAAAGCUUUGCUUCCCAUAACUCUUGAAGUUUAUUCACAAGUACAGAUCUGCAAGAACUGAUGUUGUGGGUAUCUUGCGCAGGUGGUCGUUUUUUUGGUAUUAAUCUGCUACAUUUUUGGAAAGGAGGGUACAUCCUAACACAGCCUGCAUCCAACAUUGACACGUGGAACUUCAGUGAAGUACACUGGAUGGCUUACAAGCAGAAAUAGGAAUUCCUCUUUGGCCAAUAAAUGAAUGCUAAGGAUAAGGAUUUUUGGAAGAGACUGCAAAAUAUGGGGUGGUGCCCUGAUUCCAGUUACAGUUGAAUGUAUAGAUAUCCUCUUAAUGUUUUACCAUUUCACUGGAGAUGUUUUGACAAUUUUCAUUAAAAUAAGCCUUUUUUGCAUCGUGAAAGUUGGUUAAUUAUUUUAAGUGCGAUUUUUAGUAUGCAGCAUUAGUUAAAACUGUCUGAUCUCAAACUGGGCAUUUGGAGCUGUCUUAUCUAUUUCAAAGUUUAAAAACUAACAGGGCCUUGUUUUAACAUUUUGCAAAGAUCAAUCUAAACCAUGCUGUCCUGUAUAGCCCUUCAUUUUUCUAUCAUCCAUGUGCUUAUCUAAGUGUUCUUAAAUGCUGCUAAUGUAUCUAGCUCUGCUAACAUCCUUAUCAGAGCUUUCCACACACACACCACUCUGUGUAUUUAAAAAAACUUACCUCUGACAUUCCACCCCCAUAUCCUUCUGGGAGGGGGGAGAAGAUAACGGCACGAUGACAGCGCGCGCGGCCACUUCCGUGAUGAUAUCUGUUAUCUGUCAAGUAGGGGACCGUGCACAAUUCUGAUUUGAUGGAGACAGACGUGAGAGCACGGAGGAACAUCUGGAAAACUUCCGAAAUGUCCACUUCGCUGUCGCUGCUACUGUGUGGUAACCGGAAUCUCCGGAGCUGAAGGCCCCGAAAACCUCGGCUUUGCGUGUUUCAGCGGCCGGGGAGAGGUCAAAGGCACUCGACAGAGGAUGGCACUCGGGAGGCGGUAUCGGAGAGGCUGGUCAGAGGCUCAAAGUUUUCGGACGGAUGGACCCAGUGUCGGCUGUGGUCAGCUGCUUCCAAGGUAUCGGCAAGUUGACGGUGCCUGGAGGUUUAUGGCAGGGAGUUUCUCCCUUUUUGCCGCCUGCUAUUGGGGACUCGGGACUUUGAGACUUUUUUUUUACUGUGCCCAUGGUCUUCUUCAUCAAAUUAUGGUAUUGCUUUGCACUGCUGUAACUAUAUGUUGUAAUUAUGUGGUUCUGUCAGUGUUAGUCCUGUUUUCUGUGAUAUC
Molecule: messenger RNA, 2381 nt
Organism: Mobula hypostoma (lesser devil ray)
Lineage: Eukaryota; Metazoa; Chordata; Chondrichthyes; Myliobatiformes; Myliobatidae
Gene: thg1l
Product: tRNA-histidine guanylyltransferase 1-like
Exons: 7
Coding region: 145-1086 (313 amino acids)
Biological process (GO): tRNA modification
Molecular function (GO): magnesium ion binding; tRNA guanylyltransferase activity
Source: RefSeq, a predicted model, not a curated record